AUGUCGUCUCAGGGAGAUAAGAACUGCAACCAGGAGGUUCCCCGAACUCCGGACUCCGGAAUCGGAAUGAUGGAGGGACAGGAGCCCGGCACCACGGCUAAUGCCACCAACGACCCCCAGAACGCUAUGGUGGCAAUUGAGCGCCACGGUGUCACCGUCAGGUACACUCUCGGCCAGAUCACUGCGAUGGGUGCUUCACUAGCUCGUGCGCGUGCUGACGGUCUCUUCCCGCCUACCACCGCUGCCAGCCACGAUGUCCGUGCGAUCACCAGCGAUUACUUUCGCUUUGUCCAGCUUACUGCUGCCCGCGGUACUGCCCCUCCCGAGGAGUGGAACCAGAUGCGUCACGUGGUCCAGCUUCUCGUUGAGAUCACUCAGGAAAUUCGGGCUCGUGAUAAGGUCGCGGCUGAGCAGACUGAGGAGGAGCGCGUCCAGGCUCAUGUUACCAACAUGAUGAGUGGUGUUAGUGCUGAAACCAAGCUUUACAACAUUGUCAAGCAUGCGGUCACUUUUGCGAUGAACAACGGAUCUGGCGAUGAAGCUGCUACUCUCACUGGCCAAAGCAUGGUCAAUAUUCUUCACGGAAUUCGAGGUGCCAUCAACGACAUGGCUGACCAAGGCACUCACGGCGUCAACAAUGUCAAUGUGGAGACUGUUCUGGAGGAAGUCUUCGGUAUGAUUGACUUCGCCCUUAGUAACUUUGUGGGCCCCCUCGAUCAGAACGUCGAGCAGAUGCGUGGCCAGCUCAACCGCGUUGACGGCCAGAUCAGUCAUGUGGAUGGCCAGAUUAUGCACCUCAAUGCAAUUGGUCAGCAUGUCAACGCCAUUGACGGCCAUGUUCACUCUCUUGGCAACAACAUCAACGCGUUCGGCACCCUCCUGAACUCGACUAACGGCAAUGUUGUCAGCCUCACUACUCAGAUCGCCCUCCUCCAGACUAUUGUCAACAUGCUUCCUCGCAUGAUCGCCGAAGCAUGUCAGCAGAUGCUUCCUGGAGCUACUCAAGAGGCCAUGGGUCCUAUCAUUGCCAUCAUUGAGGGCCAUCUGGGCACCGCCUUGCCUAUUGGUACUGCCAAUGGCACUCAGCAGCAGCCUAGAGGAGUGAAGAAGUUCUUCAACUCCGUCAAGAAGCUGUUCCGAAAGAAGUAAGGAGCUUACUAGCCUUACCCAGCGAGAUUGUCAUCAGGGAUGCUUUAGUCACAAGUCUUCGUGGUUGCCUUAAUACUCUACUUCUUCACUUUCUAUC
Messenger RNA from Daldinia decipiens, 1246 nucleotides. RefSeq lists its product as uncharacterized. The record is from RefSeq and is a predicted model, not a curated record. Bases 1 to 1149 code for a protein of 382 amino acids. NCBI's taxonomy places the organism in Eukaryota, Fungi, Ascomycota, Sordariomycetes, Xylariales, Hypoxylaceae. The transcript is spliced from 3 exons.